Eimeria maxima is the source of this 558-nucleotide messenger RNA. RefSeq lists its product as hypothetical. The record is from RefSeq and is a predicted model, not a curated record. Lineage: Eukaryota; Apicomplexa; Conoidasida; Eucoccidiorida; Eimeriidae. The transcript is spliced from 3 exons. The coding region runs from base 1 to 558 and encodes 185 amino acids.
AUGCACCUUCGAAAAGGAGCAUUUGAAGAAGCUGUUCGGAAAGCUUCUGAAGCCAUGGCAGAUGUCGAUAGCCAGACACUUCAGCAAUCAAAUGUUUCCAAGCUAUACGCAAGCCUGGACUCUCAAACUAUUGAGGCGACCAUCCGUCAAGCGUCUGCAGGUUUCAUCCAGAUUGCAGGCCUUAACCCAGAAUCAUUUGCUGCCGCUCUUGGUGUAGAGGAAACAAUUGCUACAACACAAGCACUAAGGCGCCUACAGGCAGUGGAAGCAGCCACCCAGACGAUGAAAGAGCUAACGACGAAACUCGAUGGGCAAGAUCUAAAAGAAGCCGAAGAAUUGUUUGCGACCUGCGUCUCUCGCAUAAAGGAGAAACUUGAAGCGGGCGACUCCUGGUCUGUUAGCGACGAUGUUCUCAAGACACAGGCAAGGGCGUUCACCUUACAGGCACUUGCACAUUCGGUUCUGAAUGCAAAAGGAUUUCCUCAUGUUUCACCUUUGCGACCAGGCAACAUUGAUUUCCGAGCGCAUAGAGAUUUGGGAAAUGAGGCGCUCGAUUGA